This is a messenger RNA of Astrephomene gubernaculifera, 4829 nucleotides long. Lineage: Eukaryota; Viridiplantae; Chlorophyta; Chlorophyceae; Chlamydomonadales; Astrephomenaceae. The record is from the annotation of a GenBank genome assembly.
CCGUGCACUUUGCUAGGACGGCACAGCUUCUGUUUCUAGCAUAUAACUCAAUGAACUCCCCUACCUUCGGCUUUUCGCUUGCGCAGCAACGCUACCUUAUGUCCCCGACUGUAAACGCCGGCCUCUUCCUUUGAAGACAAGCUAAGAAUGGAUCAUUCCUCGUCAUCAUAUACUCGCGGUUGUUGCGCAUUGCCACCGGACCGCUUGUCUUCAACGCGCAAGGGCCAGUUCCAAAGCAAACCAAAUGGAACGCCUGCUGUUGGCGGCAUGCUGGUCGGCGACGACAACCGACUUUACGGCGCUUCCUACCCAGGCUCUCCUCUUGAGCCCUCCAGCACCAUCCCACCAAGCAAGCCCAAGCCCCGACCCAAAUCCGCCACCCCUACCUUCCACACCGUAACCCGCUCCAAAACCCCAACCAACUACCACUCCCCCUACUCCCAGCCGUCACCUCAGCCCACCCCCCGCGGCCGCUCCUCCGGCGCCAUCCCCAGCAGCGGCGCCAGCACCAGCAGCAUCCUCCAGGAGCGCUCCUCCCUCACCCACGGCGGAGGUGCAGGAGGGGCCGCAGCAGCCGCGGCCCGCUCCGCUUCCAUCGGCCGCCACCGCUCCGCCUCCGUCUCCUCCUGCUACACCUCCACCACCGCCGCCACCGCCACCACCGCCGCCAGCGCUACCACUGCCACCACCUCCACCAACACCUACACCUCCGGCACCGCCUCCGUCAUCACCGCCGUCAACUCCGCCGCACCCUCCGUCGUCACCGCCCUCACCGCCGCCACCUCCAAGUCCACCGCGCGCGGUCUGGGCAUGCUGGAGCGCUCGCUGCCGGCGGCGCGGGCGGCGGCGGCGUUGGAGGAGGAGUUGGCGGCGGCGCGGCAGCGCGAGGCGGCGGCGCGGGAGGAGCAGGCGGCGGCGGUGGCUGCCGUACGGCGCAUGGAGUGGGAGCUGCAGGCGGAGCGGGCGGCGCGGGUGCGGAUGGAGCAGUGGCUGGCGGCGGCGGGGGCGGCGGCGGCGGGGUCGGUGGUGGCGGCGGGGGCGGCGGGGAUAGCGGCGGUAGCAGGGGCAGCGGGGCUGAGGGAGAGCGGCGGCGGCGGCGGGGGGAAGCGGCAGGUCACGGCAUGGGAGGCUGACCAUCAUGCCGCAUCCGCAGCCCACCUGCUCGCCUCCGUCACCGAAACGGGCGCAGCGGAGGACGUCACAGCGGACGCCGACACCGCCUCCGCCCGCCCCCCUCGGCCGGCCUCCGCCUCCCAGCACCCCCAGCCGCCCUCCGCCUCCCCCUCCGCCGCCGCCCUGCUGCCCGCCUCCGCCUCCACCGCUGCCGCCGCCGCUGCCGCCGCCAACUGUUCGCUGGUGAGCUCACUGCGGCGGGAGGUGCGGGCGCUGAUGGCGACGAGGGACGCGCUGGCGUCUCAGCUGGCGGAGGUGAAGGCGGGUGCGCGGGCGCAGAGGCUGCAGGAGCUGCAGUCCGAGUUGGAUCGGGUGCGCACGGAGGCGGCUCGGCAGGCGGAGCUGGGCCGGGUGCUGGCUGCCCGGUUGGACGCGGCGGAGGGGGAGCUGGCGGCGGCGAGGGAGCGGCUGGCGGGGUACGAGCAGCGGGAACAGGAGCUGGCGGCGGCCCCCCCUAUGGCGCUGCCCAAGGGCAACAACCUGUCGCGACCCAUGGUUCGCUCCGCGCUGGCGGUGCUGGAGCGGUCGCACCGGCUGUUCAUGGGGGAGGCGCGGCUGCUCAAGUCCUCCUUCCCGCCUCACCUCACCAUGCCCGACCUGCGGGAGCUAGCCGCCACCCGCCCCGCCACCGCGGGCGGCGCGGAGGCGCUCCUCUUCAUCACCUCCCACAUCUGCCGCGUCGUGGAGGAGUUGCGGGGCCUGCCCGGGGUGCCCAAGCUGCGCUCCGCUGCCGCUGCGGCCGCGGUGGCGGAGGCGGCUGCCAUCAACUCCGCCCUCGCAGCCGGCAUCGACCCAGACACCACGCCGCUGCUGAGCCUGGAUCCGGAGUUCUCCGCGGCGGCAAAGGCGGCGGCGGUGGCGGCGGGCGCGGAACGGAGCCUGCUGCGGCCGUACGCCUCGAUGGCGUUGGAGCUGGAGGCGCAGGCGACUGCGUUGUUGGGCCCCAUGCAUCGCGUGAACGCGGUGGGGGCGGGCACGAUGGCGAGUAUUAAGGCGGCGCGGAGGGCGGCGGCGGCGCGGGCGAAUAGCAUCAUGGCCGGGGUGACGGCGGCGGUGGAGGGGAUUGGUGGGGGUGAGGGGAGCGGGAGUGAGGGAGGUGCGGGGGUGGGAGCGGGAGCGGGAGGGAGGAGGGAGUAUCCUGGGUCGUCGCCGCUGCGGGGGGGAGGGGUGGCGGGAGGUGUGGGUAUUGCAGGGCGGGUGAGGCCGAGCAGUGCGAGGGCACCCACUGCGGCGGAGGCGAGGGCGGCGAUGCAGGUCCGAGCUGCGAGGCUGGUUGGUGUGGGGGCGGCGGCGGGGGGUGGUGGGGGUGGAGGCGUGUUUGGGUCUGCAGCGAUGGAGGCGGCGAGGGCGGCGGCGGCUGCGCAGGUGGCGGCGAGGGCACACACGGAUGGCGGGUGGGGCUGGUGCCUGGACAGCGCCGCGGACCUGCAGGAGGCCUCCCUCUCGCAGCUGCCCUCCCUCAGCGGCGCAGUGGACGACAUGGCGCCCGAGGGCAGCAGCAGCGGAGGCUACGGAGGAGGUGGCUACGGAGGCGGCUACGGAGGCGGCCUGCUGGACGGCAGUACUGUUGCUGCUGCUGUGUCUGCCCCCGCGGAACUGGGUUUGCCGCACUCGGGGGGUCUCACCCUGCCGGCGGUACCCGAGGAGCCCGAGGCGGAAGCGGAGAUGGAGGCGGGCGGGCGGUACGGCAGCAGCGGGGCGGCGACGGCGGUGUCGGGAAGCAAGGGCAGCGGCAGCGUGGAUGCGGUGGUGGUGAUUCAACAUGGUGUGGGAGGUGGUGGUGGCGGUGGCGGUGACCCACGGGUCAGUGGGGACGGCGUAUCGGAGCUGGGCGGCAGCAGCAGCAAGCGAGCGAGCGCGGAUACGGGUAGUGCUGGUACUGCGGGGCGACCUUUGCCUGCGGAUGAGGGAAGCGAGGCCGCGUCGUUGAAGCCUGAGAAGGGAGUGUACAGCUGGGGUGGUAGCGUUAACGGCGGGGAGAUGAAUGAGAAUGACGGGGACGCUGGCAGCAGCAGCGGCAGCGGGGCGGAGGGCUCGGCAGUGGGGCCCGGCUCCUCGGCGGCGAGUGCGGGGAUGGAGGCGGGUCAGGAAGCAGCAGCGAUGGGUUUGAUGGUUGGGGAAAGCGAUGGUCCUGCUGGCGGCGGCGAAGGACGUUUUGAUUGAUGGAAGGGACCGGGGCGCAUUACGGAGUGGGGGAUUCAUGGGCUUAUGAUUAUAGUAUUCAUAGUAGUUCACUUCCAUUCGUGCCUGCAUGUGCGUUUGCAUGCGGAAGUGGAGCGGAGGUGGGUGCACCGGGAUUCCUGCUGCUACCGCGUGAUGGGGCGGGGGCCACAAGGGAGGUGGCGGCGGGUCGGGCUCAUGGCUACAUGGAGGUUGCUAGUAUGGAGUGGAGGGAAAGAGGAAGGGGCCUUGCUAGGAAGAGACGGUCCGCGGAGGGCUGCAAGUAUAGCCCCUUAGGAGCCCGCAGCAUGUGUGUUGACGGCUGUUGUGCUUUGGUGAUUCCUCCGUAAUCCUCCGGUGCAGUGUGACGUUUGCUGUUAUUGCCGUUGUCGUUGGGGAGGGGUGCUCGGGUCAGCUUUUCUUCGCCCCAUCCCCCUCUCAUCAAAUGAACUGCAAGCUGAGACAUGCUUGAUGAUGCAUCGAAACAUGCCGGGCGUUCCAAUGUGCGAUGGGGCGUGCGAGCGAGCGCUCUGAUUUGAUCCUUGGAAUGGCUUCCGAUUGAUAUAGAACACGAAAUCCGACUACCGUUGACGCUUGCCGUACGUAGGUAAUCCCCGUUGCGUGCUGUCGUGUGGUUGGUUGCUGCUGUUGCUUCCCUGUCACACCAAAGUGCUGUUGUGCUGUCGAGCCGAGGGCGUUACGUCGCCGCCGUCCCUCCGGCAUCCACCGAUGCAUGUUGCCGUGGCAUGGGGCGUCUAGCAGGAGGGUUUGUGUAUCAAGUUAAAACCCAUAGAAUGCAGGUUGGCAUCUUGUCUGUUCCGAUGCAGUGAGGGGGCCGCUGGCGUAACGUGUACACCGGGAAGUUCAAGGUGAAGGGGUGGCAGCGGAGGCGGGUGCUACGAGGGUUUGGUUAGCGCCGCAAAAGCAUCGUUGUGCGUGCGCCCUACGCCGUUCACUCCCAUGCUGGCUGUGCCUUUAGUGCCAGGCCAAGCCUACCCGCUUAGAUAGUAAACAAAGUUGUAUAGCCGUGAAUAGCCGUUCUAUUAGCUUGAGUUGACUUGCGCGUUCCUCUUCGCGGACGCCCCCUUAGGUUGCGUUCUGUUUUGUCUUUCGGUGCGUUUCAUACUGUGGUGGCAAUCAUUCUUUGCUGCAAUGCCUGCGACCUGCGUUGGGCCUCUGGUAUGUCACACCGUGGACGUAACGUGCAUGCGCCUUCAUUACACUUUCUGUUGUUACGACUUGGACUUGUUGCUUAGCGAUGGGGCUUUUUGUGCAUGUGAGCUCUCCGCCUAGACCCCGUGACGGGCGUCAUAGCGACUUGCACGCUCCUUAUACCCUGCAUCUUUGCCACCGGAAGGACCGUGCGCAAGGCAACUGAGGUGUGCUGGUUAUGUGGCUUGUGUGACAACACGCCUGAUCGGCUAGUGCCAGUUGCUCGCUGCAAUGCCUCCAUCCCACCUGCCCCUGCCCCUGGAGGCUCUCCAGGCGAUUGCACU